AAACAAUCCUUCCAGUCCACCUGCUCUGUAGGCUAACUGGGAAAAAAUUCGUGACAUAUGGCUCAGUUAUUGAGAAAUAAUUUCUUUAGAAUAAUUUUUAAUGCGAUGCUCGACUAAGAAUAGUAACAUAUUUGGAUCGACCACUAAGCAGAAUUGUAGCAGAAUUUAGAAGCAGAAGUGUUUUAAUGUACCCCACCACUGCCGUUUCGAUCGAGUGAUAAAACGUGAUGGUGAGGCUGUUGCUAUAGAAACGGAUAAGCAGGGAAGACGGCAAGCCCGAAGACCGAAAUAAUAGAUUGAGAGAGACGGCUACCCUACGAGAGCAGGGAAGGCAGCGAGGGAUUUCUGGAUGUUGAGAACGUGAAGGAAAAUAAGAAGUGGUGAUUUUACAGAAAGGUAAACAUCUGUAAGAAGAGGGGAAAGAGAGACAUGUCGGAGAGGAUUGCUUCUUGUGGAAACCUUUAUGACACCACAACGCUUCUUCUACAGUACUGCAACGAUGACAACCUGUCGGCAGGCAGUGCCAUGGAGGUGGACGACCGUCUGGCUCACCUGGAGCAGCGCGUCCAGCUGCAGGAGGACGAGAUCCAGCUGCUGAAGGCGGCGCUGGCCGACGCCCUGCGCAGGCUGGGGUGCUGCGAGGAGCAGGGCCAGCAGCCCGGGAAGAGGGGCGCGCCCAUCAGGGCUGAGGGCCUGCUGCCGGGAUGUCCCGGCGCUCUCCGGAAUGCAGGAGUCCGUCAGCUCUUGCAAGCCUUACCAUCCAAGCACCUCAGCAAUGGCUACCUGCCCCAGAAACAGCUGGGCGGCUUCCCUUCCUCCCCCUCAUCCCCUAAAAAGGAGGUGCUGCUGUCAAUCAAAAGGAAAAGCGUGUCGACAGAGCGCUUAUCCACGGCAAGGAGAGACAUGUCGUCAGACUCCCGCAGCCGAACCACCUCCUCCAGCAGCUCCUCCUGCAGCAAGAGAGACAGCAAAUCCAAAGAAUGCACCGUCAAUGCCGAGGACGGGUAUGUGCGCAUGUUUCUGCGCGGACGCCCAGUCACCAUGCAGAUCCCAGACCAGCUGAGGGACAGCUACAGCCUGGACAGCAAGCUGGACCUGACUGAGCGCAAGCUGAAACUGCAGUGGGCGUACGGUUACAGGGGCCGAGACUGCCGCUCUAACCUGUACCUGCUUCCCACGGGUGAGAUCGUCUACUUCAUCGCCUCGGCCGUGGUGCUGUACAAUGUGGAGGAGCAGCAGCAGAGGCACUACCUGGGCCACAACGACGACGUCAAGUGUUUGGGAGUCCAUCCAGACAUGGUCACCAUAGCAACUGGACAAGUUGCUGGAACCUCCAAAGAUGGCAAGCAAUUGGCCCCUCAUGUUCGAGUGUGGGACUCGGUCAGUCUCAACACCCUCCAUGUUAUUGGGACAGGGGUGUUUGACCGUGCAGUUACCUGUGUGGCCUUCUCCAAGUCAAACGGUGGUGCCUAUCUGUGCGCUGUGGAUGACGCCAAUGACCACAUCCUGUCAGUGUGGGACUGGCAGAAAGAGAAGCAGCUGGCUGAUGUGAAGUGCUCCAAUGACUCUGUGCUGGGAGCCUCCUUUCACCCUAUGGAGGCUAACCUGAUUGUCACCUGUGGGAAGUCCCACCUCAACUUCUGGACCAUGGAGGGGAAUGUACUCACCAAGAGGCAGGGCCUGUUUGAGAAACACGAGAAGCCCAAGUACGUGCUGUGUGUCGCCUUCGCCGAGAACGGAGACGCCAUCACCGGAGAUUCCAGCGGGAAUAUCUACAUCUGGGGGAAAGGUGGGAGCCGGAUCAGCCAGGUGGUGGGGGGGGCCCACGAGGGUGGGAUCUUCUCCCUCUGCGUGCUGAAGGACGGGACGCUGGUGUCGGGGGGAGGGAAGGACCGACGCGUGGUGCUGUGGGACCACAACUACCACAAGAAGAGCGAGCUUGAGGUGUCUGAGAUGUUCGGGCCGGUUCGCUGCCUGGCCGAGGGGAAGCAGGACGGGCUGUUUGUGGGGACCACCCGAAACGCCAUCCUGCAGGGCUCCUUCUCCGGGGAGCUCAGACCAGUCGUGCAGGGCCACACGGACGAGCUGUGGGGCCUGGACUCCCACCCCACCCUGGAGCAGUUUGUGACCUGCGGCCAGGACAAGCUCGUCCACCUGUGGGACUCCGCCUCUCAUCAGCCCUUGUGGAGCAAGUACAUAGAGGAUCCUGCACGAUCUGCUGGUUUCCAUCCCAACGGAGCUGUUGUUGCUGUAGGAACCAUGACAGGAAGGUGGCUGGUGUUGGAUACCGACACCAGGGACCUGGUCUCGACGCACACUGACGGCAACGAGAUCAUCUCCAUCGUUAAAUACUCACCAGAUGGGGCCUACUUGGCAGUGGGAUCCCACGACAACUUUGUUUACAUCUAUGCUGUGACAGAGAAUGGCAGGAAGUACAGCCGUGCCGGGAAAUGCACGGGCCACUCCAGUUUUGUGACCCACGUGGACUGGUCCGCCGACAGCCAGUACAUCGUCACCAACUCAGGAGACUACGAGAUCUUAUUCUGGGAAGCCGCGAGUGGCAAACACCUGACCAGUGCAGACACUGUGCGGAACCUGGAGUGGGCCACCUCCACCUGCGUGCUGAGCUUUAGUGUGUUCGGUAUCUGGCCAGAUGGUGCUGAUGGUACAGAUAUCAACGCCGUGUGCAGGUCACAUGACGCCAAGCUCCUGGUCUCUGCCGACGAUUUUGGCAAAGUGCGCUUGUUCCCCAACCCCUGCUCACAGCCAAGGGCUCCAAGUCAUGUUUACAAAGGCCACAGCAGCCAUGUGACCAACGUUGCCUUUCUCCAUGACGACAGUCACCUGAUCUCUACCGGAGGGAAGGACAUGAGCAUCCUGCAGUGGUCGGUCGUCUAGGGAACUCUGCUGCACCUUCACUGGAGCCUCCUGUCCACUAGAGGGCAGGACUGCUGUGCCUACAACUGUCUUUACCCUGCUCUCCUACUCCUUGCUGUCUGAGUGUACUGUACUGUACUGUGCUGAGUAGCCACUAGAUGGGGCUCUGGCAAAAAAGAAAUAGCAUGUCAAGAAGAAUAUUUAAAGCUAUUUAAAGAGCUGUAGCUGCUACAUGUGCUGUUUGCAGAAGUCUAUAGCGAUAAAGAUAUAUAACCGAGUGGCUGUUGUAUUUUAAUAUUUAAAGUACUUAAUCUUGUUGUGGCACUAAGCACUUGAUGCGUAGAUAGAAGUAUGCUAAUGCUAGACUUGGCCUCUUUUGUUUUACUAAUAAAGUUUCUACUUGAGUUUGA
Anguilla anguilla (European eel) is the source of this 3287-nucleotide messenger RNA. Its product is annotated as echinoderm microtubule-associated protein-like 2. Gene Ontology annotation, biological process: microtubule cytoskeleton organization. Gene Ontology annotation, molecular function: microtubule binding. The transcript is spliced from 22 exons. The record is from RefSeq and is a predicted model, not a curated record. The coding region runs from base 430 to 2898 and encodes 822 amino acids. NCBI's taxonomy places the organism in Eukaryota, Metazoa, Chordata, Actinopteri, Anguilliformes, Anguillidae. Gene Ontology annotation, cellular component: mitotic spindle.